Molecule: messenger RNA, 922 nt
Organism: Scylla paramamosain (green mud crab)
Lineage: Eukaryota; Metazoa; Arthropoda; Malacostraca; Decapoda; Portunidae
Exons: 3
Coding region: 133-432 (99 amino acids)
Source: RefSeq, a predicted model, not a curated record
UCGCAGGUUUCAUCCCUCCGCUUCGUCGGGAAGUCCCACAUACUAAACACUGAUUCAAUAACGUUCUACGAAGACGGUGUCUUCACGGGCGAGGCGAUCGUCACUGAGGAGGGCCUGCGGUCACUGGGACCCAUGGCUGGUAGGGUGUCUUCAUUGAUCAUUGCUGGACCGAGCCCUUGGACUGUUUACAGAGGUGAGAACUUCACCGGCAUGUCUUUGUGCAUGUACCCAGAACGGAGUCCUGCUGCUAGUCUAGACGGAAAGCUCGUCUUCGGCAUCGUACAUGACAUAAAGCGGCUGGACAUGCCCGACAACAGCAUCAUGUCAGUGAAGAAGGGCUGCGAUUCACGAGCUGCCAGCCAUAAACUCAUCAUCGAGGCAGAUGGCCAGAACAAGGACGGGGCCUGGCGGUUCUUCAAACACAAGGCUUGAGUGCAGCAGCUUGUGGUAAAGCAGUAGGGUCACCAUGUAGAGACAUAAUGUGUAUGUGAGUAAUGGACUUGUGGAUGGAUAUAAACUUUUCCUUCUACUUUGACUCUCUACAUGCAGUUAGGCUCUACUGAUACCACCAUCUGGGACUAAAGCAGGCUCCCAAAAAUUGUCUGAAGGAAACAGUCCAUUCCCUCACACCCUAGUGGAAUGGAAUGAACUCUGAGGAAUUUUGCAUAUUAGGAGACAAAAAAUCUCGACACUAGGCCAGCAGGUGAUGCGUGCAGGAGUGUGCGAACACUGCUGUGAGAGUGAAGGUGUCAUUACGCUAGCCUCAAACUUCACUUUCUUCUCACCUGAAUGAGCACAAAGGUGAAAUGAAUGACGUCUCCAAUUUAAGAAAAAAAUAUAUAUACCACAUAUGUACACGUAAUAGAUAAAUAAAUCAGGAUAAAUCGGUAUGCUGCGGAUUUUUAUUACACAGAAGGUAUCA